UUUAGCGCCCUUUAGCGGCUACUGAGAGUUUUUUUAAGCGAACACACGAUUAUACUUUACUAACUAAUAUUUUAUUUUCCAUCCCAAAUAUCUGUAUUAUGUCUGAUGUUUCAAAGGAUUGAUUAAUUGAGAUUGUGAGGUUUUGUUCCCAUGUUUUUGAACAUUUUCCCCCAGAUUUUAUUUUCCUUUUAAAGAGUUUUCCUCUUUUCUCUUUCCUUUCUCUUUCCGUUUUUUAAUAACAGAGUCAUGGCAGUGCUGCUGACUGUUGAAUAAAGAGUAGGAGAGCUGUCUAGGAGAAAUUAUUGCAUACAUGUUCGCUUGACUUUAGGGGAGAUAUGUUAUCUUUUCGAGGGGGCUUUUUUAGACUAUUUAUAUUUAUUUAUAUUUAGAUAUUUUUGGACUGUGUUUAGUUUUUUCUUCUUUUAUCCAAAUUUCUAGCAUUAUGGGUAAAUUUGUAUUAUUCUUCAACAUAAGAUAAUUCUCUGAAAUGUCUGCAAUGUUUGAUGUAGGUCAUCAGUUUGUUUCUCUGGAAAGGGGUGGGUUUUCUGAUCUCAUGGUCAGAGUCCAACCAUGGAAGUAUUAAAAAAAAUCGUUAGUUCUUAUUAUAGAUCCAUGAGUCCAACAACGCAUUUUAAUACAGAGGCUCCCUUUGUUAGUAAGCAGCCAAUAAUGGAAGUUCAGUAUCAUCAGUUUUGCCCUGAGUCCACUGAGAACACACCAGAGACUUUACAUAGAGGUAUAAGUAAAAUCGUUGUUUACGCCCUAUAUGCUGUCCUGUUGCUUCUGCUGUUUAUUUUGCUGUUUAUGACUGGAGUUAAAUUUUCUCAAAUAAGCAGCGAUGUUAAUGAAAUAAAAAUAAAGCUUUCAAAAGCAGCCAACAAUGUGCCUUUUACACCCAAUCAUGCUCAUUUUGAAGCUCACAGUGAGACUGAGAGAAUUAUAGAGCAGGUUUAUCUUGAAGAAAUUACUCCAGUUAGAGGAAAUUGUCGAGAAGGAUGGGUGUCUUAUGAUAAAGGCUGUUACUUUCUGUCAGCUACCCCAGAGCCUUGGAGAAAUGCAGAAACACACUGCCAAAGACUUAACGGACAUCUAUUGGUUAUAAAUAAUGUGGAGGAACUGGACUACAUUUCAAAAGUAGUUGCCCUUGGAGAAAACUACUGGAUUGGACUUGUUGAGAGACAUAAAGAGGGACACUGGAGCUGGGUGGAUGGAAGUGACUACAGUUCUAUCCAAACUUUCUGGGAUAAGGGCCAGCCUGAUGAUUGGGAUUACCGUGAAAAUGGGGAAGACUGUGGGCAGCUUCAUUCUUCAGUCAGACGCAAACGUAAACUGUGGAAUGAUGCAGACUGUAGCCUUGCGUACCGCUACAUCUGUGAGAGCACUGUAUAACUUGCAACCCAAAGAUGUAAUAAUGAAGUCAGUUAUGGUUUUGGUAACAGUGACUCUGCAUGUUAAGCUCCAUAUAUAGUCAGGCAAAAUGUAUUUAUUUUACAUUAAGAACUAAAGUAAUUUGGUUUAAAUGUAUUAUUAUUUAAGGACAGUGAUAAGGAUAGACCUCUUCAUUAAGAAUCAAUAAUUAAAUAUAUAAAUGUAGAUAUUCAAGAGCUGUUGUAGUAGUAUAGUAUAUCCACCCUGUUCUUGUGAAAUGUUAUUAUACUCUAAGAGGAAUAAAAACAUUAAGAACA
This is a messenger RNA of Boleophthalmus pectinirostris (great blue-spotted mudskipper), 1685 nucleotides long. RefSeq names its product asialoglycoprotein receptor-like 1 (gene asgrl1). Lineage: Eukaryota; Metazoa; Chordata; Actinopteri; Gobiiformes; Gobiidae. The record is from RefSeq and is a predicted model, not a curated record. The coding region runs from base 571 to 1389 and encodes 272 amino acids. The transcript has 8 exons.